AUUUGAAUGUCAAAGUUAAAAAACAAACUAUUUUUAAUGAAACAGGCAAAAAUACAUAUUUACUAUAUUUUACGAUAGGAAAUAUAUAAGCAUAGAUAAAAUAACAUGAUAUCCAGUAAAACUGGGUUUUAGUAGUACAAAAACAUUUAUUUGUCAAGAAAGUUAUAUUAACCGAAAAAAAACUAGCUUCCAAGUUCUAGUAAAUUAUAUCUUUUCAGAUCAUGUUAUUUAUAAUACUAUCUUGGAUGUUGUCUCUAAAUAAAUCUAAAUUUGGUUCUUAUUUUUACAGAUAUAAGAAGUAUGUUAAAUGUAAAAUAUAUAUCUAUUUAUUGGUAUGUUUGAGAACAGAUGAAACUGUUCGCUCUAGCCCAGGUUUCUUACCACCAGGAUUCUCAAAACCCUUAGACCUAGGCUUACGGUCAGUUUUGAGCUUGCUUGACGCUGUCCCUUGCAUGUAAUUAUAUCCGGCGCUAUCCGCCUCCUUCCCAGUAAGUCUCUGUAUAGUCCGAUCUGAAAGACACUGGCUUUUCAGAAAAAUGGCGGGAAAGCAGAAUCCUUCAUAUAUGCCAAAUUAUUUCUCAAUUGACGAUAUUUUGGCAACUCAGGAGCGUGUACCGUGUUCUAACCCCCUCGAGCUGAAGGAUCUGGGGUUCCUGGAUCCAGGUUCAGAUGAUAAACAUUUGGCGCAGGGAUCAAAACUUGAGAUUCCGUACUGGAUAGUGGACGGUAUGCGGGCAGGAAAGCUGAAGUACCUGAACAUGUACCUGCCUCGUAGCUAUAAAGAGAUUUACCGUGAGAUUCUGCUUGCUGAUGCUAACGUUGUAGAUCUCCACAAACUAGGCCCUUAUUUUUAUGAGUUUGGUUUGUAUCUGAUAAAACACUCUGUAGAGGAGGGGGACCUCAUCGGAGAAACAAUCAGUUCCACCUUCAGAACCCGGUUUCUCAACAUUCUCAAUGCCGCGCAAAAUUGUAGAGACGAGGAGAAACUCAAGGAGACCGAUAAAAUGGAUGAAUUAGAAAGGAAACUCUUCAAAAUGGGAUACAAAAAAAGAAACGAUAUAGUCGGCUGGAUGAACCGUGAUGUUUAUCAGAUAAAAACAGCCAGUGCUGUUUCCAGUUUCAAGAAGAGAAAAGUUGCAAACAUCAGCUAGCUAAAUCAGCUGAUAAUCAGCUAGCUAAAUCAGCUGAUAAUCAGUUAGCUAAAUCAGCUGAUAAUCAGCUAGCUAAAUCAGCUGAUAAUCAGCUAAAAAUCCGCAAACAUCGCAAGGCGGUCUUCUAAUAACAUGAGAUCAGCUGAUCAUAUGACGUCAGCUGGUUUUAUGUCAGCUGACACCACCAUGUCGGCUGAUAAUCAGUGAACAUAAGAUAUCAGCUGAUUAUAUGAUUAUCAUAAGUUUUCUUAACUGUCUAUUAUCUAUAAACUUUACAGUAGAAAAAAUAUUUAAAUGACACAAUGAAAUGAUGACACCCCCAACCCCUUUUAAUCUUUAAAAAAUGAUUAGAAAAAAUAAUAUGAAAUUUGGCUUUAUGUAAAAUCGAAAAAACGUUGUAUUUUUAGUAUAAAUUAAAUAUUGAAUAGUAAGAUAAAGUACCUGAAUAUUAAACAAUGCGCUUUGAAAAUGUAAAAUUAUAAAAAUAUGAAUUUCUGCAGUUUUCCAGAAAAUGAUGUUGAGACAGAUUCUUAGAAAUCCAAGAUGGCUGACCAAUCCUUUACCAGCGUUCGGUCAGACAGCUGAGUUGGAGAGUUUAA
This is a messenger RNA of Eurytemora carolleeae, 1750 nucleotides long. RefSeq names its product DNA replication complex GINS protein PSF3 (gene Psf3). The record is from RefSeq and is a predicted model, not a curated record. Gene Ontology annotation, biological process: mitotic DNA replication initiation. The coding region runs from base 537 to 1151 and encodes 204 amino acids. Lineage: Eukaryota; Metazoa; Arthropoda; Copepoda; Calanoida; Temoridae. The transcript has 8 exons. Gene Ontology annotation, cellular component: GINS complex.